This is a messenger RNA of Penicillium malachiteum, 1095 nucleotides long. RefSeq lists its product as uncharacterized. The transcript has 3 exons. Bases 1 to 1095 code for a protein of 364 amino acids. The record is from RefSeq and is a predicted model, not a curated record. Lineage: Eukaryota; Fungi; Ascomycota; Eurotiomycetes; Eurotiales; Aspergillaceae.
AUGGUGUGCUCCGGCCAGUUCGAAUGGCGCGCUUUCAUCCUGCCAUUGGCCUUGUCGCCUGCGCACGCUCGUGCCGGCACAUUUUCUGUCUUCUCUCGCUUCGUUGACACUGUCCAGGUCCACCCUACCUCAAGCUCUCCCGACGGAAGGCGGUUCGAGUUCUGUGGCGAUCGUUUGGAUUCACAUGCGGAAGAAGGCGGCGAGCUCGACGCAAUGAUCUUGUCUUUGUGCUCCUUUCGAGGCCUGAAGCGUUUGCAUUUGAAGAUCUCGAACUUCCGAGAAUCCUGUCAGCUGCAGGCUGUGAUUCGACACCACAUCGCAACCCUGAAGACGCUGGCAUAUCACGAGCAACAGCUUGCUCCAAUUGACGAGAAUAGGCUAUGGUGGGACACCAGAGAUUACGCUCCUUCGUGGAUCUUUGAUCGGGCAAUCAAUCUUCAGUUAUAUCACAUGACCGCCCUCGCCGUCUGCGCGAGCCCGGUCUUUCUGCAACCCACUCUGGAACUAGGGGCCAAGAAAUCCAAACUUGAAAUCUUGCACUUCCGAUUUAUGGGUCUAGAGCACCUACACCGUGAUAUUCAGUCGGAGGUCAUGUCACAGAUAAGAGGCUGUCAUUGGUACUGCUCAUGUGGUUGCUGGGCUAAGAUCUUUCGACGGAGUUCUCACCCUGACGACAGGUACGGUUUUGCAGUGAAAUGGGAAGAGUCCUUGGCUGCUGAGUUGAUAAAAGCAUCUGGCCGCCAGGCGCCGGUAGAGGAGUCCUGGAUGAACUAUAGCGAAGCACGACAGAUCGUGGAAUUUGCGGACUGGGCAUUUGGACCACGGGGCCUUCCGAGUCUAGAAGUCUUGGCGUUUGGGGACUUCUCAUAUGGAGAAAGGUAUCAAAAGCAACGAUUCUUAGCGCGUCGGAGGCAGAAGAGCGUAUCCGACAAUGCGAGGAAAGAAUCAAGAAUCACUACGGAUGAGGAAAGCGACUGGGCUCUUUGUAUAUCCAACGAGGAGUCCCUUCUCGAGACUUCUUGUUUCGAGGAUCAUGAUAGCUUUCUUUCGGUUUGCCCUGACGGAGGUUUAAUGGAAUCACCAGAGGAGUGGUAG